GUGAAUCGACCAACGCUCUCCUUCUUCUUCUCCACUCUCAGUAGGAUCAAGUAGAAGAGCAAGUCGUGACCACGAUUCUCAACCACGUGGAUUUUGCUCGUCGCUCCGCUUUCGUUUGUUGAGUUUGGAGGGUUGGACGGCCUACGGAAAAUAUACUAAAAGGACAUUGAUUUUUUAUUUACAGCAUCGCUGAUCCAGUUGCCCAGUGUAAAUAACAACAAAAUAAAAAAGAAAGCAACUCGGACAGCUCCAUCCUCACUUAUUGUAAUAGAUGCCGCCGACGCUCCAGUCGCAAGUCGUCCAAUUGCACCGGGCCCCGGACUCGGCGACGGCGUCCGCAUCCCCGACUCCCCGUCGUUCAUUCGAUGCUCCACCUACACCCGCACCUACAGGCCCUCUCCCUCCUACACCGACCAGUUCACCAUUCUCGUCAUUGUCCCCGUCCGUCGUGAGAGAAUGGGACGAAAAGUUGGUCGGAUUCUGGUUGAUUGAGAAUGGAUUCGAGCGGUUUGGUCCCGCAUUUGCUGAUAAUCACAUUACGGGACAAGCACUCCUCGAACUCAACUAUGAUACACUAAAGGACAUUGGUGUCAUGUCUGUUGGCGACCGGGCGAGAAUACUCCAAGCUAUCAAAAAACAGUUGAGAGGACCGCGAUCCGUGCCCCAGGGUUCAUCCGGCAUGCUUCGUUCACCUUCCCCUGCUUCCGCACCACCAGCACUCUCCUCUUCACCUAGCCGAUCCUUUAUGUGGGACCGGACCCCAACCUCUGUCCCUGGAAAAGCCCCCUCGCCCUCCCCGUCGGUGCCAAUAAGUUCAACGACCGCACAACAUCCUACCCUGUCCAAAAGCUUAGAACGAGGCAUGGCCUCCCCGCUGGGCCCUCGUGAUGGAGAAGAGAUGCCUGUACCACGCAGUGACCCCCGUAUUUACGCUCCCAACCCCGAACGUACACCCCUCAAGCCUGGAUUCUCGCUCCCAGAUGUUUUGGGCGACAUUGCCGGCCGAGUCCCUAAACGCAAAGGGUCCCUGACGGGAGCGGCCAUGGCAGUGGACAGGGCAAGUCCAUCCCCACUCAUCAUCACUCCCCGUUCAUCGUCGAUCAAGAGCGCGACACUCGAUCGAUCCCGGCCCGUACAAUCGAAUUCUGCUGCGAAUAAUGGGAGUGCAAGUGCGGGAUUGGAACGACCUUCUGGGAGAGAGGAUGGGAUGCAAGGAUCACCACAAUCUCCUUUUGCAGAGUUGUUCAAAUUUGGAUUCUCCGGUCCUGCAUCUGGUGAUGAUGAAAAGAAACAUGUGCGUGAUAAUAGUCUGUCACGGGAUAAGGGCGGAAACAAGGAUUUGAUGAAUGUGGAUCAAAUUCUAGCAAGAUGCAUCCGAGUCAACGACAUUGAUAAUCAGUCCCACAUUAUUGACGUGGCAGAUUUGCCAGACGUAGGAGCCAUUAAAACUAGAAUAUUUAACAAGUUUGGUAUCAAGGAUCCUCGGGAUCGUGAACGCUAUGCGCUUUUUGCUCCAGAUUUGGUCUUGGAGGAUGAUCAAGAGCUGUAUCGACUGGACGACGAAGAACUCUUUCGUAUCUGCAAGUCACGCGAUAACCCGGUCAAAGCGCAAAUCCAUCUCCACAUGUUGACUCAAGACGGCAACAUUGUCUUGAAAGGCGCCGACACUCUUCCAUCCCGAACCCCCACCCUUUCACGAACCGGAUCACAAGAGUCUCUCGCUGUUGACCGACAAAUCACCAAACUACAACGAUUUUUCGGUGAGCGGGCCCCUCCUGCGCCGUCCUCAGGCCAAGGGACACUCAAACGCUCCGAUCUUCAACAACAGUUUCCACAGCCAUCGACGCCAUCUCCAUCGGCGAGCAACAUACCCGUACCCAGUACACCCCCACCCCAACGCUCAAAGAAACUCCAAAACUUUUUCGGCGAGCGUCCACCGGAUGAACUCAUUGUCGACCACCUCGAGCAAUACUUUCCCGGCAUUGCACGUCGAGCAGCCGCACCCGCUCCAACACCACCCUACACGAUCCCCCCACAAACACAAAGCGGCGUCCCUGUUGUCGUUCCACCCCGACGGGACGCCAGCCGGGAACCGAACCGGGAUACCAUAAAGAGUAAAGUCCAUGCCGCGAUGGUCAACAAGCGCAUGUCCAAAGUCGCGAAUCGGCGAUCAGCGUUUUAUUCGCGACGUGGAAGCGAAGGGGCUGGACGACGAACCAGUCAGUUUAGUCAGGUUUCGAAAAAAAAACCGGUUCAAGUCAUUCCGGAAGAAGAGGGUACUGAACCCGUACGCAAACCACCUGUUUCUGAACUUGAUGUCAAGGAUGAAUCGCUUUUGGGGUCGUCAUGGGGCCGGGAGGCUUUGGCGUCUUUGGCAUCUGUCUCGUCACCUUCUUUGGAUGGUAUGGAGGACCUUCCUUCCCCUCAACCACCCAUACCAUCUAAAGAGGACGCCACACAAGAAUCCGCAGAUAAACCUCUGCCCGCUACUCCUUCUCCCCCCCUCACGACACCCAAAGCACCCACACCACCCCCUCAAAUCCGAUGCGAAUUGGGUCGCCUAAUCGGUCAAGGCGCAUUCGGCAAAGUCUUUAUCGGCCUCAACCUCGACACUGGAGACCUCAUGGCGGUAAAACAAGUGGAACGCGCCAUCCUCUCUGAAAAGAAAUCAACCGACCCAACCGGUAAAAAAAAAAGAGAAGAAGCCCUCCGCCGCGAAAUUGACUUUUUAAAAGACCUUGAACACGACCAUAUUGUUCGAUACCUUGGUUCCGAAAUCACCGAAACGAGUUUUAAUGUCUUUUUAGAGUAUGUUUCUGGUGGGAGUAUUUCGAGUUGUUUGAAUCGCUAUGGAGCUUUUGAGGUCGAGUUGGUUCGGUGUAUGACUGCGCAGAUUUUGAGUGGGUUGGAGUAUUUGCAUGAGCAGAGUAUUAUUCAUCGGGAUAUCAAGGGGGCCAAUAUUUUGGUGGACACGGACGGAAUCAUCAAAAUCUCCGACUUUGGCAUCUCCAAAAAAAACGAAUACCGCGAAGCCUACCACCGCGUGACUCGCAUGUCCAUGCAAGGCUCCAUCCCCUGGAUGGCACCCGAAGUCGCUCGGGGCAAGGGAUAUUCCGCCAAAGUCGAUAUCUGGUCUCUAGGCUGCCUCGUCCUCGAAAUGCUUACAAACACAACACCAUGGCAUAAAGUCCGUGGUAACGUUAUUUAUUUAUUGGGAACGGGUAAUGCUCCGCCAUUACCCUCUGGACUCUCUGAAGAUGCUGUGGUGUUUAUACAAAAGUGUUGGACGAUUGAUCCGGAUUUACGACCGACUGCUACUGCGUUGCUUUGUGAUGAGAGUUUUACGGAUGUUGAGGAUCCACUUGGGUUUGAUUUUCGGGGCUGGGCGGAACGGGUUGGUGAGCGGCGGGUUCAGGAUGAGACUGAUGAUGAAGAGAGUUUUGUGUCGUUUGAUUCGGUUUCGGUUGUUACUGGGAUGGAGGCCAGUGUUGUUCAAGUAGUGGAGGGGGAGGAAGAAGAAGAAGAAGAAGAGGUUGUGUUGGUUGUUGAUGAUGAGGAGGAGGAAGGGGAUGAGGAGGGGUGGAUUCAAGGAGGGACGAGUGUAGAGCACGAUGAAUGACAAGAAUUCUUUUUUUAUUUUUUUUUGUGCUUCUUGACCAAUAUUUAUAAGAAUGGACAUGUGCAUUUCUUUGAGACAAAAAU
This is a messenger RNA of Spizellomyces punctatus DAOM BR117, 3702 nucleotides long. Its product is annotated as STE/STE11 protein kinase. Lineage: Eukaryota; Fungi; Chytridiomycota; Chytridiomycetes; Spizellomycetales; Spizellomycetaceae. The transcript is spliced from 5 exons. The record is from RefSeq and is a predicted model, not a curated record. Gene Ontology annotation, biological process: protein phosphorylation. Bases 272 to 3619 code for a protein of 1115 amino acids. Gene Ontology annotation, molecular function: protein kinase activity; ATP binding; protein binding.